Messenger RNA from Mytilus trossulus (common blue mussel), 2255 nucleotides. RefSeq names its product selenocysteine lyase-like. The transcript has 13 exons. NCBI's taxonomy places the organism in Eukaryota, Metazoa, Mollusca, Bivalvia, Mytilida, Mytilidae. The coding region runs from base 13 to 1260 and encodes 415 amino acids. The record is from RefSeq and is a predicted model, not a curated record.
CCUCGGACUGAAAUGGCAGACGAAAAGAAGGUUUAUUUGGAUUACAAUGCCACAACACCACUUGAAUCAGAAGUUAUUGGAGCCAUUACAAACAGUCUGACUGAAGCAUGGGGGAAUCCAAGUAGUUCUCAUGAUGCUGGGAUUAAAGCCAAGAAAGUGAUAGAUGAAGCAAGGUACAAUGUAGCUAACAUGAUAGGGGCUAAAUCAUCAGAUAUCAUUUUUACAUCUGGUGGAACAGAGGGAAAUAACAUGAUAAUACAGACCGCAGUGAAAUAUGCCUAUCAUGAUUUGUCUAAUGGCUACCCAGGGGGAGAUAAUCGGGACAAACUUCCGCACUUUAUUACAUCUAAUCUAGAACAUGACUCGGUGAAACUGGUACUAGAACAUCUUGCAGAAGAAGGAACAGCAAGUGUUACAUUUGUACCUGCUUCUAGUAAAACAGGACAGGUAGAUGUAGACGACGUGUUAUCAGCAAUCAGACCUUCCACAUGCAUGAUUACUGUUAUGAUGGCUAACAAUGAAACAGGUGUAAUUCAGCCAAUAAAACUGAUAUCAGAAAAGUUAAGACAAAUCAACCAAUCAAGGAAGAGUUUACCUAAGAUAUUACUCCACACUGAUGCAGCCCAGGCUAUAGGGAAAAUAGAAGUGGAUGUGGAGGAUUUAGGGGUGGAUUAUUUAACUGUUGUUGGACAUAAGUUUUAUGGUCCAAGGAUAGGAGCCAUAUAUGUUAGAAACCUUGGUAAUAAAGACGUUCCAUUAUACCCAAUGUUAUAUGGAGGUGGGCAAGAGAGAAAUUAUAGACCUGGAACAGAAAACACAGUAAUGAUAGCUGGAUUGGGAAAGGCAGCUGAGCUUGUAGUAAAGAAUAUCAUUUGUUACAAGAACCAUUUGUCUUCAGUCAGGGAUUACUUGGAGAUCAAAUUACAGGCAACCUUCAAAGAUAGGAUCCGUGUGAAUGGUAAAUUUGCCACCAGUGAAAGACUACCAAAUACUUGUAAUGUAUCGAUUCUGAGUGACAAAUUACAGGGUCAUAAAGUUUUAUCUAACUGUAGAAUUCUACAAGCCAGUAUUGGGGCUGCUUGUCAUUCACAAAAUAGACCAUCACCUAUUCUGUUAGCAAUAGGGGUUCCUGAAUCAGUUGCCAGAAAUGCAUUGAGGUUGUCAGUGGGCAGAGAAACUACUAAAGAUGACAUUGACUGUGUGAUACAGGACUUGAUACAAGCUGUCAAUCAAUUAGAAAAUCAUACAACAGAGACUUGAUUAUAAAAUUAUUUUAAAGUGGAUUUUAUUGAAUAAUUUUAAGCUUAUUCCAUUAAACCUGCUUAAACUCUUAAAAUUCCAACACUUCAAUGAAUACAAUUGAGAAUGGAAAUGUGGAAAUUUAAAAGAAACAAAAACCAGACCAAAGUGUAGACUACAGCCAAAGUCCACCAAUGGGUCUUCAACGCAGCAAUCAGAGGUGGUCCUCAGCUGGCCCCUAAUAAAAUUGUGUACUAGUCCAGUGAAAAUUGAAGUCCCACUAAAUGUCAAAACAUAUAAAUGAACUGAAAUAAAAAAAAAAAACAUACAAGACUAAGUUUAGACUAAGAUUGCUUUAUUUAUAAAAAUCAGUUUUGUAAUUGUAACAACUUUUAAAAUAUUUAAGUAUUUUGUCAAGUAGCAAAUAUAAGGAGUUUUGGGAAGAUUCACCUAUUAUAUAAUAAUCAUUUAUUGCGAGUGCAUAUUUUUCUUGAAAGACGUGCAUAUCAGUGAUUGGUGAAUAUUAAGAGAAUUACUCAGAUUGACAUAAAAGAACAGUCCUUAUUUGGCUGUGAGAAGAGGACACUCUAGUCAAUGUAAAAAAAUAGGGAAGGAAGAUAAUGAAGAGAUAAUAAACCUCAUAAGUAAAAAAAGGGUUGAUAAUGCCAUUGCAACAAACCUUCAAGAUGGGAAAACUGUACAUGUAUUAAAAGCACUGUUUAUAUGAUAUACCACUAUUGGGUAUUUUAGAGCAUAUCAAAAAAUUGUUAGCUUGCCAAGCCUGUAUCCUUUCCUGUUUAUUUUUGUGGGUUUUGUUUUACGGUUUGCUUUGAUUGAUGAUCAUUCCAAAGCUUUCUGCAAAAUGUUGAAAAUGUUUUCUGUGAUGAUUCAUUAUGUGCUGUGUGGAUAACCUGUAAGUUGCCAUAUGAAUAUUGAUAAGAAAUCUUGAUUAUUGCUCUCUAUGUUAUUUAUGUCAGGAAUGUAUAAGUUUUUGUAAUAAAUCAUAUUAAAAUCAA